AUGAAUUCCCUCUCUUAAUUCUAACUCUUGUUGACAAACAAAUCAUCAAAUACUAAAAUGUUUUUGACGCGUUAACAAAUUAUUGAUAAAGUAAAAAAGGAAAAAGAUCUUUAACAAAUUUAAAAUAACAGAAUUCAAAACAAAAAAAUUUCUAAACCAUAGUCUGUAAUGAAAAUGUCAGUAGCAAAAUCAUCUACAUAGAAAUUAUCUUAGCAAAAAAAAACAUUUAGUUGCUCUAAAUUUUAAAUUAAUGAAUUAGUUCCUGAUUACGAACUGAUUUGCAAAAAUACUUAAAAACCUUAAUCAAAUACAUAAUCUACACUCAAUACAGACUACUUUAACUUUGUGAAUACAAAAACAAAAACUAAUAAAGAUAUUAAUGAAAGAAAGGACGAUUUUUAAUAAAUUGAUUUUAAUUCCUCUCAAAUGGUAUUAGGAUUAGGAUAGUAUUAAUAAAUGAAAAAUGAAUUGUUAAAAUCUUUUUUAGAUAUAGAAUAAAUGUUAUUAAAAAAGACACGUUGA
This is a messenger RNA of Paramecium sonneborni, 522 nucleotides long. The record is from the annotation of a GenBank genome assembly. Lineage: Eukaryota; Ciliophora; Oligohymenophorea; Peniculida; Parameciidae.